AGGACUCGAUGACAGAACUCUAGUCCUCAACGUGAUUCGCUGUCUGCCUUUCCUCACUAUUGAGAAUUGAGAUCGAGCACUCCGUCUUCUCUCUCCCAGAGUCCCAAAGACCUUUCCUUUGCCAAACCCAGAUGGCCUACCAAGACCCGAAUCCCGUCCUCUUGGCAGUGGCAUGAAAAUGUCUUCGCCCACCACAGAAUUACCAUUUUCGCCCUCAUCUCCCUCCCCAUGUCUCCCACCAACUUGAACAUUCUACGUAUGCUUCCUUGCAAUACACCGGUCUCAGUUACUCCACCCUGCUUGUUUUACCCAACAGUAGUUUGAAUCCGACAUCGAUCAUUGACAGAGACCCUCAGUCCGACAACCCAAACGCGCGAGGUUCUUAAUACGUCCCAAUAUAUGUUCUCCUAUAAACCAAAUAAAACCAACUGAAAUUAUAACCAAUUUUAUCGAGGCCAGGCUAGUUCAAUCAGGUUAUUCAAGCCAAAACCACUAAAAUCCACAGAUUCCUAACACCCAGAUCCACGGAUUUUUAACAAGAUAUAAGCUUGAGAAGCAAAGGUCAGAUGAUAACCCCCAUUCAGAACGGACCAUUUAAUACAGACAAAUUAUUUAUAUGCUUACUUUAACCUUCAAUUCGGAGUAUGCUUCAGGGAAGCUAUCCAGAAUGAAGCAAAAAUGCGAGCAGAAUCAAAUAUACUGUGUGUCUUGCCAAAAACAGAAGUCUGAAAAACUUCAUUAAACGACAGCGCCUUUUACCUACUAAAAUGAUGACGCUUUAAGAAAACCUCGUCACUUUCGGCACAAAGAAAGGACCGAAAGCCUCUGCCUCCCUUUUUCUCUGUGCCUUGAGCUGUGAUGCAGAGAAAGAGGAUCUAAAAGGGUUGGUGAAUCUCGUGGAGACAGUUCGAGAAUCCAUGGACUUGCGGAGGCCUUCCUGGUUGAUGUUUGUUUUAGCUGUAAUUUCAUUGGUCUGUUAUUUUUCGACUGUGAGAGCCGGGGACAUUGUUCACGACGACAAUUCAGCACCUAAAAAGCCCGGCUGUGAGAACGACUUCGUUCUAGUAAAAGUUCAGACUUGGGUUGAUGGCAUAGAGAAUGCUGAAUUUGUUGGCGUGGGAGCUCGAUUUGGCACUACCAUUGUGUCAAAGGAGAAACAUGCAAACCAAAUCCGUCUGACUCUUUCAGACCCUCGUGAUUGUUGUAGUCCAACAAAGAAUAAGCUUGCUGGAGAAGUUGUGAUGGUGGAUCGAGGGAACUGCAAAUUCACAACCAAGGCAAAUUUUGCAGAAGCUGCUGGUGCUUCAGCCGUGCUCAUUGUGAACAACCAGAAAGAACUUUACAAGAUGGUUUGCGAGCCAGAUGAAACUGACCUAGAUAUACACAUUCCAGCUGUCAUGCUCCCGCAAGAUGCUGGCACAAGCUUGGAAAAAAUGCUAAUGAACAGUUCAACAGUGUCUGUUCAGCUAUACUCUCCAAGGAGACCAGUAGUUGACAUAGCGGAAGUAUUUUUAUGGUUGAUGGCAGUUGGUACCAUCUUAUGUGCAUCUUAUUGGUCCGCAAAGAUUGCUAGAGAAUCAGCUAUUGAACACGACAAGCUACUACAGGAUGCUCCAGAUGAGAUCCUGAGUGCCAAAGCCACAGGCACUACAGGUGUUGUAGACAUCAACAUAACAUCGGCCAUUCUCUUUGUUGUUCUCGCUUCAUGCUUCUUGGUUAUGCUAUACAAACUUAUGUCAUUCUGGUUCGUUGAGCUUUUGGUUGUUCUUUUCUGCAUAGGUGGUAUAGAGGGCUUGCAAAUUUGCUCAGUUGCCUUAUUAUCUAGGUGGUUCAAAAGUCCUGGAGAAUCAUAUAUUAAACUGCCUUUCUUUGGAGCUGUCUCAUAUCUAACUUUGGCUGUUUCUCCAUUAUGCAUAGCAUUCGCUGUUGUUUGGGCAGUUUAUCAAAAUGUCUCCUUUGCCUGGAUAGGUCAAGAUAUACUAGGAAUUGCGCUGAUAAUUACUGUUCUUCAAAUUGUCCGUGUACCCAAUCUGAAGGUGGGUACAGUUCUUCUCAGUUGUGGCUUCUUGUACGACAUCUUUUGGGUGUUUGUUUCUAAGAAAUUGUUCCAUGAAAGUGUGAUGAUUGUGGUAGCUCGUGGUGAUAAAAGUGGAGAGGAUGGUAUCCCCAUGCUACUGAAGAUCCCACGCAUGUUUGAUCCUUGGGGUGGUUACAGCAUCAUAGGAUUUGGUGACAUCCUUAUACCUGGACUACUAAUAGUGUUCUCUCAUAGGUAUGAUUGGCUGGCAAAUAAGAGUCUACGAGCUGGAUACUUCUUGUGGGCAAUGCUUGCUUAUGGAUUAGGUCUUCUCAUUACAUAUGUGGCAUUGAAUUUGAUGGAUGGGCAUGGUCAACCAGCGCUGCUUUACAUCGUCCCAUUCACCCUCGGCACAUUUCUAACACUGGGGAGGAAGAGAGGCGAUCUCAAAGUCCUGUGGAGUAUAGGAGAACCAGAAAGACCCUGCAUACAUAUCCAACUCCAACACACUGAAGAAUCCGAUGAAUAAAAACAAGAUGAACUUGUAUUAUGUUGCAGUGUUUGUAGCGUGUUGCCAACCAUUAGGAAUCUGGUAAAUAGCCUACCUGCUUGCAUGGUAACAUGGUAGCGUUGUAAUGUUUUAUCUUGAUCUCUCCUUUAUACCAGGGCCUUACUGUCAA
Messenger RNA from Juglans microcarpa x Juglans regia, 2697 nucleotides. Its product is annotated as signal peptide peptidase-like 2. Bases 918 to 2546 code for a protein of 542 amino acids. Gene Ontology annotation, biological process: membrane protein proteolysis. The record is from RefSeq and is a predicted model, not a curated record. Gene Ontology annotation, cellular component: lumenal side of endoplasmic reticulum membrane; lysosomal membrane; cytoplasmic side of endoplasmic reticulum membrane. Lineage: Eukaryota; Viridiplantae; Streptophyta; Magnoliopsida; Fagales; Juglandaceae. Gene Ontology annotation, molecular function: aspartic endopeptidase activity, intramembrane cleaving. The transcript has 15 exons.